Messenger RNA from Microtus oregoni (creeping vole), 3503 nucleotides. Its product is annotated as TRAF3-interacting protein 1. The record is from RefSeq and is a predicted model, not a curated record. Gene Ontology annotation, cellular component: centrosome; ciliary basal body; intraciliary transport particle B. Gene Ontology annotation, molecular function: microtubule binding. NCBI's taxonomy places the organism in Eukaryota, Metazoa, Chordata, Mammalia, Rodentia, Cricetidae. Gene Ontology annotation, biological process: cilium assembly; intraciliary transport; regulation of microtubule cytoskeleton organization. The transcript has 15 exons. Bases 90 to 1958 code for a protein of 622 amino acids.
CCGGCGCGCCGGGACGGCGGGCAUCUCGGGGCACCGGGCGGAGGCGCGGCGCGCGAGGAGGGGUGCGGGUGGUCGCGGGCGCCAGCGCCAUGAACGCGGCAGUGGUGCGGCGGACGCAGGAGGCUCUGGGCAAGGUGAUCCGGAGGCCGCCGCUCACCGAGAAGCUGCUGAACAAGCCGCCGUUCCGCUACCUGCACGACAUUAUCACUGAGGUGAUCAGGAUAACUGGCUUCAUGAAGGGCCUCUAUACAGAUGCUGAGAUGAAGUCAGACAACGUCAAGGAUAAAGAUGCAAAAAUUAGCUUCCUACAGAAGGCCAUAGAUGUGGUCAUGAUGGUCUCAGGAGAACCCUUGGCAGCAAAACCAGCUCGAAUCGUGGCUGGGCAUGAACCUGAGAGAACCAAUGAGUUGCUUCAGUUGAUUGGCAAGUGCUGCCUCAACAAGCUCUCCAGUGAUGAGGCAGUGAAGAGAGUCUUAGCUGGGGAGAAGGGAGACUCGAGAGGACGGGCCGUACGGACCUCCAAAGCACCCGAGUCUGACAACAAGGGCGUGAAGGAAGAAGAGUCCAGAACUCAUAAAGAGGACAAAAGGAACUCUGAGGUGAAGGAGAGAAGCACAAGCGCAGAGCACAAGCAGAAGGAGGAACUGAAGGACGAAAACAAACCACGGGAGAAGGAGAGGGACAAGGAGAAGGCCAAGGAGCCUGACAGAGACCGACACAGAGACUCUGACAAGGACAGAAACAGAGAAGGAGAACGGGAGAAAGCCAGAACACGGGCCAAGCAGGACAGGGACAGAAGCAACAAAGACCGGGACAGAGAAGCCGAAAGGGACAAGGAGAGAGACAGGAGGAGUGAGGGCGGGAAAGAAAAAGAGAGGCUGAAGGACCGAGACCGCGACAAGGGGAAAGACCGGGAACGGCGGAAAACGAAGAACGGGGAGCAUUCCCGGGACCAUGACAGGGAGAAAAGCAGAGAUCCAGACAAGCCAGAGAGAAAGUCAGCAAGCUCAGGGGAGAUGCCUAAAAAGUCAGAUGGAUCCUUCAAAGAUGCCAAAGCAGAGAUGGAGGCUGAGGUUUCUGCGGGAGCAUCCAGGUCCUUGCCAUUAAAAGCAUCAAAACGGCGAUCCAAGAAUUCACUGGAAGGUGACUCUCCCAGUGACGCAGAAGGAGAAGCUGGACCUGCUGGCCAAGAUAAGCCCGAGGUGUCAGAGAAUGCCGAAGUCCCCAGUGAACUUUCCUCCAAUCUCAGAAGAAUACCUCGGCCUGGGAGUGCACGACCAGCACCUCCCAGGGUCAAACGACAAGAGAGCACUGAGACCUUGGUAGGAGACAGGUCAGGAAAUGGUAAGACUGUCUCCAAUGUGAUCAUCGACUCACAGAAUUCUGACAACGAGGAUGAUGAGCAGUUUGUGGUGGAGGCCGCCCCUCAGCUUGCAGAAAUGUCAGAAAUUGAAAUGGUGCAGGCAGGGGACCUGGAGGAUGAGGAGAAGCACGGUGGGCUUGUGAAAAAGAUCUUGGAGACGAAGAAGGAUUAUGAGAAACUGCAGCCGUCCAAGCCUGGCGAGAAGGAGCGCUCACUGAUCUUUGAGUCAGCCUGGAAGAAGGAGAAGGACAUUGUGUCGAAGGAGAUAGAGAAGCUCCGCGUGUCCAUCCAGACCCUGUGUAAGAGCGCACUGCCCCUGGGGAAGAUCAUGGACUACAUCCAGGAGGACGUCGAUGCCAUGCAGAACGAGCUGCAGCUGUGGCACAGCGAGAACAGGCAGCAUGCCGAGGCCCUGAGCAAGGAGCAGAGCAUCACAGACAGUGCAGUGGAACCCCUGAAGGCCGAGCUGUCUGAGCUGGAGCAGCAGAUCAAAGACCAGCAGGACAAGAUCUGUGCCAUAAAGGCCAACAUCCUAAAGAACGAGGAGAAGAUCCAGAAAAUGGUGCAUAGUAUCAACCUGACGUCCCGAAGGUGAACGGCCAGUCCUGCAGAGAUGGAGCCCCCAUCCUCAUGAUGGGAGAAAAGGCAGGAAACUGUCACUCUGAGUCCCAGUCUGUUGAGAAAAUGGACUGCAGAUGCCCGGACCCAGCUAGCUACAGAACUUUGGGUUUAGGCGCUAAACUUAUUAAAAGGCCGUGUUGUUUUACCUCCUUCCAGCUGCAGUGCUCGCUACUUUAGUCUUCAGCUCGCCUUUGUGGGAGGGCUUGUUUCUUUGUUCUUUGGCAAAUAUGUUUUCUGCUGAAGCCUGUUUAAUCCUGCCCCCGAAUUUUCUAGCAGGUAAGUUGUGUCACCCCACUGGGGAAACGGCAGGUCUUUAUUUCGGCUUUUGAGUCUCCCAGGAGGACUGACUUCCUACCAGCACCAAGCAAAGAGUGAUUGUGUACUUUUUGGUGGGUACUUAAAAAUAGAACGAGGCUUGAAAUGAUUAAGUUACAUUUUGAUUUCUACCUGAAAGGGGUCAUUUCAGCCUGUGUCCUUGUAAGGUGCCUGUCACCUGUGUGGGAAUGCUGCCCUCUUACUAUUGCCCGUGCUUCGGGGCAGUCCCCUCAUGGCCCUGCUGUCUGCUUUUCUUGACCCUUGAAGUUCAGAUGCCGAAAGAGAAUUCAGUCUGGCCUUUAUGGACGUUGUCUGAUGGGAAACUGUCCCGGGCCGCCUCCUUGGCUUUCUUCAGCCUCUAGGGUACUCCCCAUGGAUAAGCAGUCCCCCAGGCCCCCAGACCUUGUAGCGUGAAGGGCAGCACAGUUCUUUUCCUUCAUGUAGGUGCAUGCACCAAGAGCUGGGAGUGCCGAGAGACUAAGGAAGAGAGUACACCAACUUAGAGUUUGUGUUUGUUUUCCUUUUUUAAAGGUGCAUAAAUUAUUUUUUUAUGGUUUAUAUUCAGUUUUUCGCCUACAUAAAGUACUGUAAAUACUUCCUAAGGUCUUGAAUUAUUGUAUAAAGGGUCUCACUGUCUUUGGAGGUUCUUACCGGCUUAAGGUCUGAGAUGACCCUCAUGUUUCUGAGUAUUUAUUAUGUUCACCAAGGCGAGCCCUGGUAAGUGUGAAGACUGCCUGAGCACAUUUUGUUUCCUAAAGACUUACACACGGCACAGCUAGUGUUUCUCAGUCAGUGGAAGGCAGCAGCCGAGUUCUCAACUGGGGGCUAUAGGGACAGUAUGUAGACUCCCUUCAGCUGGUAGGAGUUCUCCUUGCUGAAGCACAGCACACUACUCUGCCAACCAGAUGCUUCUGAAUAGUUUGAGGGGGAGGGAAGGAUUGUUUGUCAAUAGUCUUUUGUAUGUUCAUAAUCUCUUUUCUAAUAAAUUGAAUGACUUAGCCAUAACCCUAAGUGAACCCUAUGCAGCCCAAGUUAAGAUAUAUAUAAAAACUUUUUGAAUUUGUAUAUAUGAAUAGAAUUUUUAUGUUGCAAAAUUAUAUACACUGUAUGUGAGUAAAUUUUAUAUUCUGUAGUCUAUCAGAUUGUACCAUAAAGUUUUAUUUUUCUUUUAUACAUAAAUCAUUAAAAUAAUCACCUAUUUUUC